This is a messenger RNA of Glycine soja, 850 nucleotides long. RefSeq names its product glutaredoxin-C5, chloroplastic-like. Gene Ontology annotation, cellular component: cytoplasm. Bases 29 to 529 code for a protein of 166 amino acids. Gene Ontology annotation, molecular function: glutathione disulfide oxidoreductase activity. Lineage: Eukaryota; Viridiplantae; Streptophyta; Magnoliopsida; Fabales; Fabaceae. The record is from RefSeq and is a predicted model, not a curated record. Gene Ontology annotation, biological process: cellular response to oxidative stress. The transcript has 4 exons.
GGAAAAAAAGAAUGGAAGAAGUAAUAGUAUGGCAUUGGCAUUGGGUAACGCUAUUCCUCUCUCAAACUUGAAACCUUGUCCAAAGUUAUCUUGUUGUUGUAUGAAGAAACUCUUUUUCACUCACUCAGUCCCCAUUUCUCGCAUCCCAACAACGCCAAAGCGUACUCCCACCACCGUAGUUCGAGCCACUUCCUCUUUCGGGUCUCGCCUCGAAGACACCAUCAAGAAGACUGUAGCCGAGAACCCAGUGGUGCUUUAUUCCAAAACAUGGUGCUCCUAUUCUUCUGAGGUCAAAAUCUUGUUCAAAAAGCUCGGCGUCGACCCAUUGGUCUUCGAAUUAGACGAAAUGGGUCCUCAAGGCCCACAGUUGCACAAGGUAUUGGAAAGGAUCACAGGGCAACACACUGUGCCAAAUGUAUUUAUUGGCGGCAAGCACAUUGGCGGCUGUACAGAUACACUGAAGCUGUAUCGGAAAGGAGAACUUGAACCUUUGCUAUCAGAAGCUAAUGCUAAAAAAACAGGGAGCUAAGCUGUUGACUGGCAUCCUAAAGGGAACCUGAUCCCGUUACCAAGUUGUUACUUUUAAGGUCAAUGCAGUUUUCUCAAUGUUAUUGUUUGUCACAAAUGAUGGUUGAAAGAAAUCAGACCGCACUGAUAACUUGAAAAUUGACGUUUAGUUAGGAAUUUAUAGUUACAAAUAUGCAGUUGAAAAGUUGCAACUUGGGAUUGUACCUGGAAUAUGGAUAUAUUUAUAUUUUACUUCUUAGUUAGUUAAUGAUUCUACUCGACCAUUUUGUUUUAGAUGGCACGAUUGUCAUGCUCAAUCCAAAAUACAAUAAAUAAGGCACAA